CGUGUUUUGAACGGGCUCGGCUACGUGUAUUCGAAAUUCUCUCUCCAUGGAGAYUCUUCAUCACCUGAUAACAGCCUUCAAAAUGAUCGCGUUUUCACGCCUCAAAAACACGACCAAUUCUCACCCAGAUACGUAUCUCCGAACAUCAGCUGUUGCACUUUCAUGGACGCCCAAAAUUUUGUCUUCAAGUUUUCAUUUUGGGGCUGAAAUUUGCUYGCAAAAGAUGUUCGAUUGCUGAAAUUUGUUUCUUGGAUCGAAAAAUUAUGGGCUAUCUGUAUGAUUGGAGGGGGGUUAAGUGUAUUGGAGCAAUGUUCGAUGAAAACUCCAACAGAUUCAAACCUUUAUGAAAAUCCACAAGUAYCUCAAACAAAACUCGACAUCAAAAGCUGGAAACUCGAAAAGAUGAGCCCUACUAAGGCUAAACCUUUUAAAAAACACCCUGGAAAGAUGGCGGCAGGGAUCACGUGAGAAAGGGACGCUGGUUUGGGAGUGACGUAACAAUAUGGUCGCGAUCAAAGAUGUAUUUCUCCUAACAUUGGGUUUUGUUUACAAACUACGGUCUUCAUUAGCCCGGUCCCCAUGUGUAAUACACAGCACCCCCCUCUUGGGGGAAUUGCUCGUGGCGCGUGAAUUAUACUCUUUCGCUCAGAGAGCAAGCAAAACCACAGCAAUAACUCCAAGAAACUACCAUGGAAAAAAGGAUCGAGCUUGAAAGCCGUAACAAAUCUCCAGGAGAGAUAGAGGAGCUUAUACUGGACAACUGCCGUUCUACGGUGAUUGUUGGACUCACAGACGAAUUCGUUAAGCUUGAAAUAUUAUCUAUGAUAAACGUUGGGCUUACUAGUUUGAAAAAUUUUCCAAAUCUUCCCAACUUACGAAAGCUUGAGCUCAGCGAUAACAGAAUUUCUUCAGGCUUACAGAAUCUAACUGGAUCUCCAAAAUUAACUCAUUUAAGUCUUAGUGGAAACAAAAUAAAAGACCUAAAAACGCUGGAACCUUUGGAGAAACUAAAAAAUCUUAAAAGUUUAGAUCUUUUUAACUGCGAAGUCACCAGUGUYGAAGAUUAUAAGAAUAAAGUUUUUGAAAUGAUUCCAUCACUUCGGAACCUCGAUGGAUGCGACAGGGAAGGGAACGAAGCAGAAGAGACAGAUUCUACUGGAGAUGAAGAAGGAGACGAAGAUGAAGAUGAGAAUGAUGAUGUCGAUGAUGAAGAUGAAGACGAUGAUGAUGAUGAUGAAGAUGACGAUGACGACGAUGAUGAUGAAGAAGAAGAUGGGGUAUCAAGUGAAGGUGAUGAUGAUGAUGAUGAUGGAGUCGUAGAAGUAGAAGGGGGAGAUGAUGAUGACGAUGAGGAAGACGAAGAUGAGGAUGAAGAUGGUGAAGAGGAAACACCCGGUUUAGCAUAUUUACAGAAGGAAAAUCUAAAUGAUGAAGAUGAUGAAGAAGAGGAAGAUUUCGACCCAGAUGAGGUAGAAGAAGAAGAGGAUGAAGAUGAAAUCGAAGAAGAAGUUGAGGAAGACGAAGACCCCACAAAACAGACAGCGAGAGGAGAAAAAAGAAAGAGGGAAGAUGAAGAUGAGGAUGAUUAGUAAAGAAAACCUCCCGUUAAAAUGAUCAGUUGUACAGUUACUUGGUACACGGGGGGAUUUGUACAUUUCAGGUUGUCAAAGCAACUUGGUAUUAUUCACAGCAUAUUUCUCUCUGUUGUACCCGGAGCUCAUUUAGAAUUCCGAAUCCCUUGUCAGAGUUCCAUUGUAAGGCAAGAAAACACUGCUCGAAAAAGAGUUUCUUGCGCUGUUAAACGUUAGCUUUACUUUAUAACUAGCACCAGAAUGUAAAGUCUUAAUUCUCCUUACUGAACUUCACCUUUUUACUCCAGAUUUUUUUAGGAGAAUUGAGACCUUCAUCAGGGAUGAAAUGCAGUUGUGUAGAUAGACUUCGAAAUUAGGAAAAAAUACCUGUUUACACCUAAUUAUUCCACACACCACAUAAAACAAUUGAGUGUAACUAACAAACAUGUCGUCAUUUCAUACUGUUUUGAACUUUACAAUAAAUAAGUUGCUAUAACACCA
Molecule: messenger RNA, 2072 nt
Organism: Actinia tenebrosa (Australian red waratah sea anemone)
Lineage: Eukaryota; Metazoa; Cnidaria; Anthozoa; Actiniaria; Actiniidae
Product: acidic leucine-rich nuclear phosphoprotein 32 family member A
Biological process (GO): regulation of apoptotic process
Cellular component (GO): nucleus
Molecular function (GO): histone binding
Source: RefSeq, a predicted model, not a curated record